Molecule: messenger RNA, 606 nt
Organism: Lithohypha guttulata
Lineage: Eukaryota; Fungi; Ascomycota; Eurotiomycetes; Chaetothyriales; Trichomeriaceae
Gene: vps29
Product: Vacuolar protein sorting-associated protein 29
Exons: 4
Coding region: 1-606 (201 amino acids)
Biological process (GO): retrograde transport, endosome to Golgi; intracellular protein transport
Cellular component (GO): retromer complex; endosome
Source: RefSeq, a predicted model, not a curated record
AUGGCUUCGAGACUAAUACUCAUCUUGGGGGAUCUGUUUAUCCCAGAUCGAGCAGCAGAUAUACCAGCCAAGUUCCGAAAGCUCCUCACACCCGGAAAGAUUGGACAGAUAAUAUGUCUGGGAAAUCUGAAAGACAAGGAAACAUUUGACUACCUAAGACAAGUAGCACCGGAGCUACACCUCGUCAAAGGCGACUACGAUGUCGAUACUCCGAACUUGGCACUAUCGAAAGUCGUCCAGCAUGGCAAUAUGCGCAUCGGUUUUACGCACGGGCACACCAUAAUUCCUCAGGGAGAUGCAGAUGCUCUAUUGAUUGCAGCCAGGCAGAUGGAUGUUGACGUCUUAUUAUGGGGCGGUACUCACAAAUUUGAAGCGUACGAGCUGGAGGGGAAGUUCUUCGUCAACCCAGGGAGUGCUACUGGCGCCUUCAGUACUGCAUGGGCCGCUGAUGAGGAAGAACCUACUCCAAGUUUCUGCUUGAUGGAUGUACAGGGUGAUGUCCUGGUACUCUAUGUUUAUCAACUUCGAACCGACGCCAAUGGUAACGAGAAUGUCGCGGUUGAAAAGGUGUCGUUCAGAAGACAAAUACCUACAAGCACAUCAUGA